Panicum hallii is the source of this 1481-nucleotide messenger RNA. RefSeq lists its product as uncharacterized. Gene Ontology annotation, cellular component: chloroplast. The record is from RefSeq and is a predicted model, not a curated record. Bases 157 to 1269 code for a protein of 370 amino acids. The transcript has 4 exons. Lineage: Eukaryota; Viridiplantae; Streptophyta; Magnoliopsida; Poales; Poaceae.
AGCGGAGUGGUGUGCCGGCCGCGCGACACCCCGCACCGUUCGUGCCGUGCUGACCACAGGACAGCACUCCUUCGCUCCCCUCUUCCUCCCGUGAUCCCGUCCGCAUUCGUCUCCCUCAGCAGGUCGGACUUCUGGCUCUCCAGGAACUCGGCGAGGAUGGAAAUGUUUUUCGGCAGCUUUCUCAGUGAAUCAGCAUCAUCACAGAACCUUUUUGGCCACCCAGAUGUUGAGAGAUGCCCAUUCCUUAGAAACAUCAACGGAGCUACAACCUUAUCAUUUACUUCUGCUUUGCCAGUAGCUGCCCGAGGAGGCAAGGGUCCAAUUUUUGAGGAUGGACCAGGCUUUGAGUCAGCAUUCAAGCUUUUCCAUGGCCGAGACGGAAUAGUUCCCCUUUCAGAAAGAUCAUAUGUACCUGAUGAAAACCACAAUGAGAGCAUUAAUGUGAAGACUGAACCUGCUCUGCCAUUUAAUCCCUUGGCUGCUAGAGCAGCCACAAUAAGUCUAUCAGCAUUUGGACCAUUUGGUUUUGGCUUUUUCAACGGCAAGGGCAAAAGGCAGAACAAGAAACCCAACAAUCUAGAUCAGUCCCACAAGAAGCCCAAGACCCCAGAUCAGUCUUCCAUGAAACAAAAGGGAGUCAACCCACCAUCGCACGAGGCAUUCAGCGAUGAAUGGUUGGAAAAUGGCCAGUGUCCACUUGCGCGGUCUUACCGGGCAAUGAGUGGUGUUUUGCCCCUUGUUGCCAAGGCUUUACAGCCACCAGCUGGUAUGAAGCUGAAGUGUCCACCUGCUGUGGUUGCUGUCCGAGCCGCCCUUGCACGAACCGCACUUGUGAAAUCCCUGCGACCGCAGCCCCUGCCCUCGAAGAUGGUAGCCAUUGCACUUCUGGGAAUGGCGGCAAACAUCCCUCUUGGGGUGUGGCGGGAGCACACCAAGAAGUUCUCUCCUCAGUGGUUUGCAGCUGUCCAUGCUGCUGUUCCAUUCCUUGCAAUGCUGAGGAAGUCUGUUGUGAUGCCCAGGACUGCGAUGGUAUUCACCAUAGCAGCCUCCAUUGUUGGCCAGACUAUUGGGUCAAGGGCUGAGCGCAUCCGUCUGAGGAAUCUGGCUGCAAAGGGUGCUGUUGAUUCUACGACAACUGCUGCCAUGUAUCCAAACAAGAAUGGGAAUUGCAGCAACACCGAGGGCAAGGCAUGGGAUCCCCUCGCAACGAAGAUGGCGGACCCAGCUGCUAGGCGUGCAUCUGCGCCAACCCCUAGCAUGUGCUUCUGAUUGUGUUGCCCAUGUAAUUCACGCAAGUCCCUGCAGAAUGCCUGAACUACUUUAUCUUAUAGUGUCAUGUAAUUGCCAUGUUUGUCCCUGAAAACUGAGCUGUCCAUGGGGCGAGACAAGUGGAAUAAAUGGUACCACAGUUUGCUGUGUUGUUAUGGUAUGGGCUUAUGCACGCAUCUGUAAUUUGAUGCUGCUAUAUUUCUACUUAAAAA